CGGUGCCCUCCCGACAUGCCCGAGGAGGCGGGCUUCCCCCCGGCCAAGAGAUUCCGGCCGGGCUCCGGGCCUCCGAGCCGCUCCGGGUCCUACCCGCCCGGGAGGCGAGUGGUGAUGCUGCUGACUGCGGGCGGCGGCGGCGGCGGAGGCCGGAGGCAGCAGCCGCCGCUGGCCCAGUCCUCCGUCAGUCCGUACCGCGAGGCCGUGGAGCUGCAGCGCCGGAGUUUGCCCAUCUUCCAGGCUCGGGGGCAGCUGUUGGCCCAGCUCCGAAACCUGGACAGCGCGGUCCUCAUCGGGGAAACUGGCUCAGGGAAAACAACGCAGAUCCCUCAGUACCUCUAUGAAGGAGGGAUUGGCCGCCAGGGCGUCAUUGCUGUGACCCAGCCCCGUCGGGUGGCUGCCAUCUCUUUAGCUACCAGAGUCUCAGAUGAGAAGAGAACUGAACUUGGGAAGCUGGUUGGCUAUACGGUGCGCUUUGAUGAUGUCACCUCGGAAGACACCAGGAUCAAGUUCCUGACUGACGGCAUGCUCCUGCGUGAAGCAAUUUCGGACUCCCUGCUCCGGAAGUACAGCUGUGUCAUUCUGGAUGAGGCCCACGAGCGGACUAUCCACACAGACGUGCUCUUUGGGGUGGUGAAAACUGCACAGAGGCGGCGGAAGGAACUGGGAAAACUGCCUCUCAAAGUGAUUGUGAUGUCAGCCACAAUGGAUGUGGACCUCUUCUCUCAGUACUUCAACGGAGCCCCCGUCCUCUACCUGGAAGGGAGGCAGCACCCAAUCCAGGUUUUCUACACCAAACAGCCUCAGAGUGACUACCUGCAUGCGGCAUUGGUUUCCGUCUUCCAGAUCCACCAGGAAGCCCCUCCUUCUCAGGAUAUCCUGGUGUUCCUCACCGGCCAGGAGGAGAUCGAAGCGAUGAGCAAGACCUGCCGCGACAUUGCGAAGCACCUCCCGGAUGGCUGCCCCGCGAUGCUGGUCCUUCCUCUGUACGCCUCCCUGCCCUAUGCACAGCAGCUCCGUGUUUUCCAGGGGGCCCCCAAGGGCUAUCGCAAAGUGAUCAUUUCAACCAACAUCGCUGAAACCUCCAUAACCAUUUCAGGAAUAAAAUAUGUAAUUGACACGGGCAUGGUUAAAGCAAAGAAGUAUAACCCUGACAGUGGUCUCGAAGUGUUAGCUGUGCAGCGGGUGUCAAAGACCCAGGCCUGGCAGCGCACGGGAAGGGCUGGCAGAGAGGACAGUGGCAUCUGCUACCGGCUCUACACUGAGGAGGAGUUUGACAAGUUUGAUAAGAUGACCGUGCCAGAGAUCCAGAGGUGUAACCUGGCCAGCGUGAUGCUACAGCUCCUAGCAAUGAAAGUCCCAGAUGUGCUCACUUUUGACUUCAUGUCCAAACCGUCUCCAGAUCACGUUCAGGCGGCCAUUGCCCAACUGGACCUGUUAGGUGCUCUUGACCAUAAGGACGACCAGCUCACCCUGACUCCAAUUGGAAGGAAAAUGGCAGCAUUUCCUUUAGAACCCAAAUUUGCCAAAACCAUCCUCCUGUCCCCCAAAUUCCACUGCACAGAGGAGAUACUGACAAUCGUCUCGCUGCUGUCUGUGGACAGCGUUCUCUACAACCCCCCUGCCCGGCGGGACGAGGUGCAGGGCGUCCGGAAGAAGUUCAUAUCCAGUGAGGGGGACCACAUUACCCUGCUGAAUAUCUACCGGAGCUUCAAAAACAUCGGUGGAAAUAAGGACUGGUGCAAGGAGAAUUUUGUCAACAGCAAGAAUAUGCUGCUGGUCGCGGAAGUCAGAGCACAGCUGAGGGAUAUCUGCUUAAAGAUGUCAGUGCCGGUUGUGUCAUCCCGAGGAAACACGGAGAGCAUCCGUCGCUGCCUGGCACACAGCCUCUUCAUGAGCACCGCGGAACUUCAGCCGGAUGGCACCUAUGCCACCACAGACACCCACCAGCCAGUGGCCAUCCACCCCUCGUCUGUCCUCUUCCACUGCAAGCCGGCCUGCGUCGUGUACACCGAGCUGCUCUGCACCAACAAGUGCUACAUGCGAGACCUCUGCGUCGUGGAUGCCGAGUGGCUGUACGAGGCUGCCCCUGAGUACUUCCGGAGGAAGCUGAGAACCGCCAGGAACUGAGCCACCUCAGGCGCUGCCAGAACUGCUGCUUGCCUGGGAGCUUGGCUCACAUCUGUCCUCCUAGCAGUCUCUUAGGCCGGCGCUAAGAGAGACAUGAGUUUCAUGGAGCUGGUGCACCCAGCUUCCAGGAGCUUGGAGGCGUCUUUGUUUACACUUUUAUGACUCUACCAUGUAGAAAGUAUACAGGCCGUUUAUACUUUGUAAACUUCAAAGUUAUGCUUUUGGUUCUUGCUAGGUGACUUUGGGCGACUUAGUUAAUUUCUGAGCCUCAGUUUCCUCAUCUGCCAAGUGGGGAUGAUGAUGAUAAUACUUCCUCUCAGGGUCCAGGUCAUGAAGUUAGGGGAAAAUGAGUGGAAAGUACCUAGAGCUGUGUCUCACACACGACAGACACAAUAGACAUACAAUAAAUUGUGAGCCAUUAUUGCUUUUUACAUGAUGGGAAUUGAGUACAACAAAAUUCCAUGAGUUCUUAUGACCGUGAGGGGGACACUCCGAGAGGGGCCGUAGGAGGUCACAGAGCUUGGAUGUUGUCCUUAGAUCUACUUUAAUUUCUAUCUGAAGUUUUAAAAUAGAAAACAUAAGAAACUGACUUCUGUAGGAAUCUCCAGAGGGAGGUGCUUUUGUCUCUGACCUCAUGGGAUGGCUGCCCCCAGUGGGCCCUCACUGCCCAGGGUAUGGCCUCCCUCUUGCUGUCUCCACACAGAGACCGGUAAGGGAGUGCCCCCAGGUCGCCAGGCUGCGUCUGCUCCAGGAAGUCUCCAUCUUUGGUGCCUCUGUAGUACAUGUCUCCUGUCAGUGCUCUCAGGAGACAUUUCAGCUUCCUGAGCUAAGGUUGAUUUGUAUCUUUUGAAUCCUGUAAGUAUAGACGUCAGAAACUGACUUUUUAGUAUAAUGGCUCCCAGCAUACCCAGUUGUCUUUUUUCUCUCUCACUGGGCUCAUAUAAGCAUGUCACCAUAAGGAAUGGCUCUGGGCUAUACCUCAGCCAUUUCUCUUCUGGCAGGACCCCUUACUCCGAGAGUCCGGGUGGCGGUGGUGUAGCUGCAGGCCAAUGAGAACCCAGAGGGCAUUGGCUCAUCCCGUCCACAUCUUGGCUUUAUAUUCCUUGCUGCUUAUUUAUUUUCUGUCAUCUUUUUCCUUCUUCUUAGGCACUUGGGGACAAUCUGGCUUUGCCACUUCUUAACUGUGCCUGUUACCCACUCCUGCCCUCACUUUCCACAUUUAUCAGAGGGAAUUGGAAGACCUGCACAGUCUUCCUGUUCCCAUGUUUUGAGAAGGGAGAAGACACCAAAGGUUCUUCUUAGGUAUGCAGUUAUCAAAAGCAAAUAAUCUUUCCCCAGAGAAUGUUCGGUCCUGGAAGAAGCUCUUUAAUUGUGCUUCAUUGGUCUAAACACAUCUGUGCAGAAUUUGGUCAUUUCUUAAAAUCGCAAAGUGAAUCAUGCAGUUUACAGGCAUGGGGCCAAACUGUGCCUAGGAUCUUCUUCAAAGACAGCGGACAGUCUCUUCAGUCUGGGUCAAGGAACUCUUCCGUGAGACCACGCCCAACGGAGUGCCUCAGUCCCACAUUGUCCCCAGUUGUGCACGUGAAGGCCAGAUCAGUUUCUAUGACACCGGCUCCACCCUUGAGCAUUCAAGCAUUUAACCUGUGUUCAGGGGCUGUCGGGGCACCUGCGACUUAUUUCUAUUAGAAAUAGCUACAUUUACACCCAACAGAAUUUGACAGAUCCUGUACACCCUGUCUCACUGCGUUCUUAGACUUGUAGCUGAGGGCAGUGGUGGUUCAGUGGUAGAAUUCUCACCUUCCACGUGAGAGACCCAGGUUCGAUUCCUGGCCAAUGCACCUCAAGUGCAGCUACCACUCACCUGUCAGUUGAGGCUUACAUGUUGCUGUGAUGCUAAACAGGUUUCAGCAGAGCUUCCAGACUAAGGCAGACUAGGAGGAAAGGCCUGGUGAUCCACUGCCGAAAAUCAGCCAGUGAAACACUGCGGGUCACAACAGGCCAGUCCUGUUGGGCAGGGGGUCCCCGUGAGUUGGGGGCCGACUUGACCGCAGCUAAGAGACACAAUUUUUAGCUAGCUCUUCCUCAGAACUACUUGCUUUUACCAUUGCUAACUUUCUGAAAAAAAAAAAAUUUUUUUUUCCCAUGUAUUUUAUAGAGUGCUAGGGUGUUUAGCCUGACUUGGUAAAAGAAAACAUUAUAUUUCUAAUAAAACAUUCAUCAUGAUGGUAAAAAAUUAGGGGUAGGGUGAUUUAUUAUAUUUCUCAGCAUAUUAUCUAACUAGAGGUGUUCUCUGAUUCACGCAAAACUUUAUGUAGAUAAUGUCCAGCUUAAGUACCUGAAAGUUUUCCAGAAAUAACCGUUUUCCGAGUGGGAGUAAGGGGUAAGGGAGUAUAAAUCGCCUCUGAGUAGCUUUAACGUUUCUGUAUAGAAAUACUUUUAUCACUAACAUUCUGGUAGAGUUUUAAUAUUUAGGUUUUUAUCGUGCUUUUUAAGAUGUUAAAACUUUUAACCUGGUUGCUCAGGGAUUAAAUCAGAUUGGAAAACCCAUUCUGACUCCUAUGUAUUACUACAAAGAAAGAAAUGGUUAUUUUUAUUGAGCUGCAGGGAGUAGUAUGCUUUAAACUUAGACUUUCUUAAGAAAGUUAAAAUGCUUCACAAUGAUGUUGCAGUAUCGUCCUGAGGGACUUUUUUCAAUUGAUAAAAUCUCUGAUGAUGCGAGACUUCUUUUCCACCCAGUGAAAUCCACAUCUGGACUAGUCACUAGCUCCCCUGAGCAGCGGCAUGUAAAUAAAUGCACUCCCAGCGUUUCGCACCCUCAGGCCUUCUUCUUGGUCAUAAACUGUGAGACAUCCGAAGUGAGAAAGGUUUCACUACAAGGGAAAGCACUGCAAACAGUGGGUCCUGAGGGGGCAGCAAAGAACCUUGACGUUGCAUCUGUGCUGGUUUUAGCAAGGUACCCGGACAGAGGCAAACAUUUGCUCUGGGGUAAAACUCGUUACGUACUGUGACUGGUAAAUUUGUUCAAUCCAGCUACCAGGAACUGCUUGAAAUUGGCCAGAUACCAUUCCUUAAACAUACAAGGAAAUACCGCACCUGUGGGGAAACAAAAAAAUUUUUUUUUUUUUGGCUUUAACAAAGAAAGUUAAUUUUCUUGCAGUAUAGUAGGCUAAAAGUCCAAAUUCAGGGUGUCGGCUCCAGGGGAAGGUUUUCUCUCUCUCUGUUGGCUCCGGAGGAAGGUCCUCAUCCUCGAUCUUCACAUGGUUGAGGAGCUUCUCAGGCGCAGUGACCCCAGGUCCAAACAACACUCUCGUGGUGCUUUCUUGGUGGUAUGAGAUCCCCAACUCUGCUUGCUUCAAAACAAGAAUUUUAUUCUAUUUUAUUUGAUCAGAAUAUUGUAACUUGCAAAAAAACGAGUCAGAAAAAAAAUGGUUUGGGUUUAUGUUGCAUUUUGAGUCUGGUCUUGCUCAAACAGCUCUAUAGAAACAUCAGCUCUUGCAUAUGUAAUGCUGAAAUUUGCACAUGACUAUCAAGUCCAUUAAAAAUCAACCUUGUACAUGAUGUGUGUGGCUUCU
This is a messenger RNA of Loxodonta africana (African savanna elephant), 5702 nucleotides long. RefSeq names its product DEAH-box helicase 33 (gene DHX33). The record is from RefSeq and is a predicted model, not a curated record. NCBI's taxonomy places the organism in Eukaryota, Metazoa, Chordata, Mammalia, Proboscidea, Elephantidae. Gene Ontology annotation, biological process: positive regulation of transcription by RNA polymerase I. Gene Ontology annotation, cellular component: intracellular anatomical structure; nucleolus. Bases 16 to 2130 code for a protein of 704 amino acids. Gene Ontology annotation, molecular function: ATP binding; double-stranded RNA binding; helicase activity. The transcript has 12 exons.